ACCAGGAUGGUUUGAACAAUAAAUUUCUUUUUGUACACAAAAUAUUCAUGUUGCCGGUAGCCGGCUAAGAAUGACAAAAAUAUGCUUUUGUUUCACAAUAUUCUUUAUCAUACUUUGUUCUUGAUGGGAAACGAAUUUUAGCCAAGUAAACGAGAAAAUACGUCCUUCAUUUGCCGUCACAGUGCGUAGAUUUAUGCGAAGGUGCGAACAGAUCACGAGGGGAAUUGUAAACAUGAACUGGCGCAACUCACGUUUUGAAGGUUAAAGCUUUCAUUUAUAUCACGUUUUGGACAAUUCUAUCAGUGACCUUAGGAAAAUAUUUCACAGAACAUAACUGAUAAAAAAAUUCAGUAUUUUGUCAAUUUGCAGCGUUUCAGAAAAAGCCAAUUGGAACAAGAGUUACAAUUUUCAUUAAGCGUUGAUGUUUUCUAACUGCCGACGUACUGAAACAUUUGUGCAGGUUGUAAAAAAAGGUGACAGAGUUACAGAGUUAACGCUACCUAUCGUUCGUUUCAAGAUGGUUUAUUGCAACCUUGAAAACAACAUUCAAACGUGUUCCUUUUAAUCCCCAUUAAUGAUAUAAACCUCGAUCGACUUCCGCACUUUUUAGGCUCAAAACAUGUAGGAAAAACAUCAACACAAUAUGCAAAAUUUGCAGUUGUUAUGAAAUGCAAAUACACUCCGCUAUUAUUCUGCAAAUGUCAUACUUAUGACAGUCCCGAUACAGUUUUGUCUAUAUUUAUCUUCCCCGUCAACUCUGACUAAACAAGUUAUAAUUUCCAGUUCCAUUCGCUCGUUUGUUUAUACUUUAGCCUAGCAUUGUUAGCACUCCUGUGGCAUAACUUCCUACUGAUGCUGAGCUGCACGGGAAAACAUAAUACAUAGUAUUCGUGCGCGUAAUUCAAUUCGUUGCCUCAAUCAAUAAAAUAGUUUCAAACAGCAGUCUGUUUGAGGAAGCUACCUCGACAAUUCCUGCAAUUUCUUUGCGUGAUCUGUCACCUUAUCCGGUAAUCCAUGAAUGAAUUGACUGAUUGAUUGAUUGAUUGGCGAAACGAUAACACUCCAAUAGACCUUGAAGAAAAUAGUCAGAAUCUAACCAUUAUGUUAUAUCUAUGUCAUCUCUUAUUAAGAUAACUUGAAAAACUCGUUAGAUGGAACACAGUGAUUUUAGUUACGAAUGUGAUGAGAUAUGGAAAUAUUCUUCUGUGAGAUCGAUAAAGAUAACGUUCUAAACGAAAAGCAUCGCUCUAAACACGAUACACUGGCAAAGAAAGUGUUAACAUUUCGCCGACAGGAAUACGUUGUGAAGGCCACACCUAACUCCACUUGUUUCCCAAGCUUGUCUAGGUCGUACGUAGAGCAAAUCAGUAACGUGGCCUGGCCCAAGAACAGAUAUUUUCGACAGCGUUCGCACUCAUACCCAAUGGUUAAGCGUCUAAAUCCGCUGCCACGCCUGAUAGAGGAAGAUGAAACCAUAGAGUUGGAAAAACCAGUGAUUACAAACACAAGGGUUCCUGAGGUACAGAAAUUUAACUGGACAGACAACAAGUUAUCAGAUGAGUGGCUCAACAAAAUCAACAGAUUGACCUCCACCAUGAAUUCCUUGGAGACUUGCACACCAAAAGGCCCUCAUAGUUCCGGAAAAUCGCCUACACCAAACUCCAUCGGUGAUAGAAAAAGAGCAGGAUUUGUAUCUUGUCGUCAAGACUCGUCGACGGCAAUACGGGGAGUUGCACCAGUUGAACGCCUUGUAAAAGUUGCGCGGAAGGAAAGCUUGCCUCAAUUUUCUGACGUACGUAAGCCUGAUUCAACGUACAUUUCUUUGAUCAGCGGAGUCACCCAAGAAACGCAAAAGCUGACGCAUACGCAAUUUGGUGGAGGCAUUGACAACACAGAUAAAAAGCGAACGAACUAUGAACUAAAGAAGGCGAAAAGCUGUAAAAAUCUGAAAUGCAUUCAAAUGAACAUGUUUACUCCACGGAAGCUUUUCUGCUCGUCCCCUAACACUCAAGGUCAGCUGUCGAACAGUUGCGAGUACAUAAAACAGAUUGGUAGAUAAAGAUACGAGUUCACAACUGAUACAUGGACAUGCAGACAUCUAUAGCUCACAGCCGUCUUUCUUUUUUUAAAUGUUUAAAUGAGUAAGUGCACGAGGGGAAAGCGAAGCAUGAGAACAAAAAAAUACGGGGGAGGGGGUGGAGGGGACAGUAAUGUGUUCGUUGAACUUUUCCUCAAGCUCUUAGCGAUGAUCUGAGAGAAAAUAGAAAAUCUGUGAAAAAAAGGCAUCAUUGACUGCAGUGGUUUUCGACUGAGUUGAGUCAACCCAAAUCCUUAGAAAUUUCAACAGCCAAUUAAAACAGACAACAAUACCAGCCAGUGAGAAGUUGUCUAACAUCUGCACGUGAUUUAACCCUAAUCGCGGAAGUGACACGUUACGAUUGAUGAUAGUUUGACAAGUGAAUUAUCGAAUUUUGGAAGUGCGCUUUUCAGUGACAGCUCCAAACAGUACAGACAAAGUUAAACUGGAUGACUUUAAUCGAAAACCGCUCUCUUUAAAUCACUCACAAAAUUCUCUAUCGCGAUCUUGGGUUUUGAAUUAUGUUCUAUAGUUGUAAAAACGGUUUUCUUAAAAUUAACUCAGAUUAUUUGUUCGUUUGAUCUAUUCUUUAACAGUUUUUGUAAAUUAUUUUUGACAAGCAACAUUUAAUUUUCUCCAAUUUUUUUUGGGAGUUAAUCGGAGAAUCUAAUCAAUUAAGAGAAAAAAAAACAUGUUUUACAGAGGAUUUUGUUUUCUACCUGUAUUGAGAGAAAAUUAUUUUAUUUAAAUUAUUUCUUUGAAAACAGCAUGGGAAUAUGUUUAAUUUGACAAAAAAACAGCGGGCAAACAAAUUUUGAAAUAAUGGUAUGUUGUGUGUGUCUCUUAAAGUUGUAAAGGUUUAAUGUAUAUCGCAGGUAAAUUUGAUUGGAAGCUCAAUGACAAUAAAGAAGUUGAUUAUUCCUUGUAAAUUAGAUUAAAUGAAAAUAUAUUAACAAUAGUUUAAUAUAUCAUGUAAGUCUGUCAAGCCUAACUUGAGAAUAAAUAUAAUUUAUUAUUUA
This is a messenger RNA of Stylophora pistillata, 3096 nucleotides long. RefSeq lists its product as uncharacterized. Lineage: Eukaryota; Metazoa; Cnidaria; Anthozoa; Scleractinia; Pocilloporidae. The record is from RefSeq and is a predicted model, not a curated record.